AUGGAGAGGGAUUUCUUGGGUUUGAACUCAAAAGAGUCGGUGUUAGUGGUGAAGGAGGAGAUUAGUAAUGAUGGAUGCAAAGACUCAGGGUAUGCUAGUGGUGCAGGAGGUGCACAUUGGCCCUUCUUGAACAAGGUCUCUGCACUUCCUCAUUUGAUGUCUUUCAAAGCUGCUCAAGAUGAUAAGACUAAAAAGAUGGUAUCUGAGUCCUUCUUGUCUUCUGGAUUCAUGCCUAUCUCAACUGCAGAUGCAUUUGACCAUUGUCAAAAACAGGCUCCAUGUGAAAUUCAGAAUUACUUCAAUCACGAUAGGCAAGAUGGCACUCAUUUUUCCCUGACAGCUUAUCCUAUGCAACAUGAUGUGCAUUCUGUUCAUCGUCCCCAUGAUGCGAAGAUGAUUUCAGUUACCAAUCAAGGAUUUUCUGUUCCUGUGAGCAACCCUUUCUUCAAGAAUCACUUUGCUACUACUGGUCAGAAUUUUGCUGCCACUACCAUCAAGCAACAAUUGCAGGGAAUUCCUGUUACAGCUCCUUACUCAAUUCUUCCAGUUGCAGGGAGCACCGAACCACGGAACAAUUCCAAGAACUCUGGGUCUCCUUCACAAUUGACAAUCUUUUAUGCCGGCACUGUGAAUGUCUAUGAUGAUAUCUCCCCUGAGAAGGUUCAGGCUAUGAUGCUUUUGGCUGGAAAUGGUUCUUCCAUCUCCUCUAAUGCUGCACAACCAAAAACUCAAGCACCUAGUGCAAAGUUUCCAGUGGAAGAUGGUGUUCCUGUGAAUCAGCCAACAAAUACACCACCAUCUGGUCUUUCUAGCCCCUUAUCUGUUUCUUCACAUACUGGUGUCCAGUCAGUAAGUGGGUCCACAAACACUGAUGAGCUAAUGGCACCAAGAACAACUGGACAUCCAACCAGUCCUGUUAGCAAAAUGGAGCCUCCGAAAAUAGUAAAUGCAGUUGGAUCUGUUGCUGCAACUUCUUUGAUUCCUUCUGCUGUUCCACAGGCUCGGAAAGCAUCCUUGGCUCGAUUUUUGGAGAAGCGCAAGGAAAGGGUAAUGAUUUCCGCCCCGUACAACUUAAGCAAGAAAUGUCCAGACUCCAAUGGAGUGAAUUUCACCCAGCAGGGAGAACAACAAUGA
Molecule: messenger RNA, 1134 nt
Organism: Prunus armeniaca (apricot)
Lineage: Eukaryota; Viridiplantae; Streptophyta; Magnoliopsida; Rosales; Rosaceae
Source: the annotation of a GenBank genome assembly